GGAUAACUUUCUUGGAGUUAUUAUAUAGUGUACAUAACUUCAAUUCAGAAGUGUACAUAUUUCUCAAUUUGGGUUGAAGUGGUUUAAGAGAUUCAAAAGGUAAGGAAAUUCAAGAAAAAAAAGGCAAAGUCAUAAUUCCAUUUCCAUGCGCAUGGCUUCCAACGAAACUUCACCGUUUGAGUCUCGCGAGAUGCUCGCAUCCUUCGUCUCGUCCACGCCCCUGCUGUCGGACUCAUGGCGCCUCUGCACCCAGGCCAACGCCACUCCCUUCCUGACCUUCGUGACUGAGCGUGUCGGCGCCUCCGUGUAUGUGGCUUUCUCCGGCGUCCAUAUGGCCGGCGAGUCCGACCCGAACUGGAGAAAUUUGACUCCUUUGUACAGCAUCGGCGGCCUGCCUCUGUUUUCGUCUCGGCGGAGCAAGGAAUGGGAGGAACCGGUCAUGGUUCAUGCUGGCAUCCUCAAUCUCUUCUUUUCACUUUUCAAUUCUUUCCAGAACCAGAUGUUGGAAAUAGUGGGAAACAAAGACACUAAAUCAGUUGUCAUCACUGGCCAUUCCAUUGGAGGAGCCACUGCUUCUUUGUGCACUCUUUGGCUUCUGUCUUACCUCCAAUCCAUCUCUUCAUCUGUGUCAAUAUUGUGCAUCACUUAUGGGGCACCGUUGAUUGGGAACGAGUCCUUUUCCCAAACCAUUUUCAAAGAAAGAUGGGGUGGCAACUUCUGCCACGUGGUGUCAAAGCAUGACAUAAUGCCAAGGUUGCUCUUUGCCCCUAUAACCUCUCUCUCUACCCAGCUAAAUUCCCUGCUACAGUUUUGGCACUUGUCCAUGACUUCACCAGAUUUUGGGAAGCUUGCAAAUCAGAUAUCUGAAAAAGAGAAAGAUAAGUUGUUCACUGCUGUAAUGGAUUACUUGGAAGCAGCAACACAAGAUGGAGAAAAAUCAGCGCCAAUUUUGUUUCACCCUUUUGGGAGCUACUUUUUUGUCUCAGAAGAAGGAGCAGUGUGUGUGGAUAGUCCAUCCGCUAUUAUAAAGAUGAUGCACUUGAUGCUUGCAACUAGUUCUCCAGCUAGUAGUAUUGAGGACCAUCUGAAGUACGGAGAUUAUGUUAAUAAAAUGUCUGCACAAACAUUGUAUCAGAGCAACUCCAUGCAAAAGAACAUCCCUGACUCAAGCUAUGAAGCAGGGCUUGAAUUGGCCAUUCAGUCCUCUGGCAUAGCAAACCAGGAACCAGCUAUUACAUCCGCCAAGGAAUGUCUGAAGACAACAAGGAGAAUGGGUCCUUCACCAACCCUGAAUGCUGCAAGCCUGGCAGUUAGCUUAUCCAAGGUGGUACCUUAUAGAGCGCAAAUAGAAUGGUACAAGACUUGGUGCGAUGAGCAAGACGACCAAAUGGGUUAUUACGACUCAUUCAAAAGCAGGGACUCUUCCAGUUCCAAAAGGGACAUGAAAAUCAACAUCAACCGUUGCAAGCUUGCCAGGUUUUGGAACAACGUUAUUGACAUGUUGGAAAGGGGAGAGCUACCUCAUGAUUUUGACAAGAGAGCCAAGUGGGUGAAUACUUCACACUUCUAUAAGCUAUUGGUUGAGCCACUAGACAUUGCUGAAUAUUAUGGGAAGGGGAUGCAUAGAACCAAGGGCCAUUACAUGCAGCAUGGUAGAGAGAGAAGAUAUGAGAUUUUUGAUAGGUGGUGGAAGGAUAAAACGGUUACUACUGGUAGAGAAGAAAACAAGGAGAGGAGCAAAUUUGCUAGUUUGACCCAAGAUUCAUGCUUUUGGGCCAGAGUGGAGGAAGCAAGGGACUGGUUGAAUUGUGUUAGAAGCGAGAGAGACACUAACAAGUUGGCUCUAUUGUGGGAUAAGAUUGAAAAUUUUGAGAAAUAUGCCAUAGAUUUAAUUGAAAAUAAGGAAGUGUCUGGUGAUGUUCUCUUUAAGAAUUCAAGUUACAGUAUAUGGGUGGAGGAUUUAAGAGAAUUGAAACAACUGAAAGCUAAGGUGCAAAGGUUUCCUCGUCAGUUUACCGGUUUUCUAGAUGGGGAAGUAGUUCCUUAGUAUGUAAUUUGGAACCAAUAACCUUAACUCAUUGUAAGUGUAGUAUGUAUAAGAACUGCUUCCUUCUGCAAAAUAUCUCGUUUUGCUUGAGUUAUAACUUUUUGUCGCUUUAGAAUUUUACUUGAAUACUUAUAUAGUUAUAUGA
This is a messenger RNA of Glycine soja, 2192 nucleotides long. RefSeq names its product lipase-like PAD4. NCBI's taxonomy places the organism in Eukaryota, Viridiplantae, Streptophyta, Magnoliopsida, Fabales, Fabaceae. The transcript is spliced from 4 exons. Gene Ontology annotation, biological process: lipid metabolic process. Bases 146 to 2047 code for a protein of 633 amino acids. The record is from RefSeq and is a predicted model, not a curated record.